This is a messenger RNA of Fonsecaea pedrosoi CBS 271.37, 2757 nucleotides long. RefSeq lists its product as uncharacterized. The transcript has 8 exons. Bases 1 to 2757 code for a protein of 918 amino acids. Lineage: Eukaryota; Fungi; Ascomycota; Eurotiomycetes; Chaetothyriales; Herpotrichiellaceae. The record is from RefSeq and is a predicted model, not a curated record.
AUGAGCUCCGAAGAUGGCUACGAGUAUGGCUCCGAAUAUAACUCCGACGAAGAGCAAGAGCAAGAGCAACCCUACGACCCCCUGAGAUCUCAAAUCCGGGGUUGUCUUCGUGGAAUACAUAGCUCGGGGUCUUUCGCAACAUCUGACCACAACGUCGAGCACAUUCUUCCUGGUCUGGCCGUCAAAGGUGUCGGUCCUAUCAGACUACCCUUAUCUCGUGAAGAUGCCAAUGCUCUUAUUCGAGUGAGCCGUCAAGCACCUUUUGGCAAGGGAGGGGAGACGCUGGUGGAUGAGACGGUGAGGAAGACUUGGGAGAUCGACGGAAAAGGGUUGUCAUUCGAAAACAAAGGUUGGGAUACCUGGCUUGAACAGAUUCUCGAACAUGUCUCCAACGGCUUGGGUAUACCUGGGGGUGCUGGCAGUGUACAAGCUGAGCUUUACAAACUAUUGGUGUAUGAGGAGGGGGCCUUCUUCAAACCUCACAAAGAUACGGAGAAGACCAAGAACAUGUUUGGAACCCUGGUCGUUUGCCUACCGUCGGAGCACACUGGCGGCGCAGUGCGCUUGAUUCAUGGAGAAGAAGAGACAAUUCUCGAGACAGACAAGUGGUCUUCUUACGGUGUCUCUUAUUUGGCUUGGUAUAGUGAUGUAUCACAUGAGAUAUUGCCAGUUAAAUCAGGUUGUCGAUUCGUUCUAACAUACAACCUCAUCAACGCCACUGUUCCACGUCAACUCUCAGCUGCUGUACUGGACGUUGAGCAAUCCAACAUCGACCGGGUGCUCACCGAAUGGUAUUCCAUGCAAGACCAACCACAGUUCAUGUGUUAUGUCCUUGAACACAAGUAUACCGGCGCAGGGCUUCGAUUAAACUGUCUGAAAGGUGACGACUAUUACCGUUGCUCUCAGCUUGAACGAGCUUGCCAGUCAAAUGGUCGCUUUUGUAUUUUCCUAUCCCGGCUGCAACUGACUGUGAGCCGAAGCAAUGACGAGGAUUGCAGGGAAGAAGGGGACGAAGAGCUCUGCCUAAAUAAUGUUGUCACUCUACUGGGCACGAAGCUUCAAGAUUCCCUGAAGAUAUCGGAUGACUGCCUCGUCCAGCAAUCUGUCUAUGCAAACCGUGACCGUGACGAACAAUGGGGAGGCGAACACUUGGGCAAUCAGUAUGCUGAAAUUCUCCAAAUUUACCAUGAUGCUGUCGUUGUCAUUGUUCGUCGAGACCAGAUGACCAGGUUCCUCCUUGGUAGUGGUUAUAAGCUUGAACACUACUCAAAGUUCCUUGAUCGACUGUUUGUCAACCUCAAGGGUCAGAACGACGGUGAACAUUCCCUCUUUCGUGAAAUGAUUGAACAGACAUGCAACAGGCAUCUUCAAAUGCGGUAUCGAGACAGUCGCCAGAAAGAUGGUUUCUUGGGCCCCACAGCGAUAGAGUUACUACGAAUCGACAACCUUGAGCUAGCCAAUACAGCCCUUGAUGCUGUGGAGGAAAGCUUCGACAAGUCCACCUUCUGGAACCUUGCCAUGCUGGGAUUCGAUAAAACGAAAGACUUUUCCACGAAAGCGUUUUCUCGGAUUUCGAAACUGCACCUAGUUGAUCGUGGCCUUCGAGCAUUCCGCUCCGGUGUAAGAUCUGGCUCUGCUGAACCUGACUCUCGAGGAAGAUUAGAGAGCGCCGUUCACCAAUGGGCGGUGGAAACCCUUUGCAAGGCUUUGAAUUCGAUCACAGAAGUUCUUCCCCAGGAUGCGGGAGCUGUGGUUCAGAUCAUGGAUACCUAUGGGGAUGCAAGGCUCUGGAAAUGGCGCUUUGUGAACGAGACAGCCUUCGUAAGCGCGCUCUUCGUGGAGACCCUUUGCUACGCUCAAACGGCUCAAAAAUCUGACGUGGUGGAACAUCUUCUUUCGCCCAUCUUUGAUGCAGCUAUGUCUUCCUUUCAGUUGCACCAAUUUUCGUCAUAUAGGAAGUCGAGACUUCAGCAUGAGGACUUCCCAUUUUCGUCGUGGUCAGAGUCCUCUUGCAAGAAGGACGUCGCUGUCGUCGUGUCUCUUUAUCGACGACUUUCAGGAGAAGAUUUGUCUGAGGCGGGACAGCUACUUGAAAAGAUUGCAAAUGACACUGCGACAAUCCAGCAAGACGACCUUGACCGCUUCAUUAUUCCACUCCUGCAGGAUCUGGUCGACAUCACCAAAAUUCAGCCCCUUGAGGCUUCUCUGUUCUACGCCAAAGCUAUCCCUACAUAUAUUGAGAGGGCGGUGGAGAAGGAGCCCCCAAAACCGCAUAAUUGGUCCCUACCCGACGACAUAGGCAAGUGUGAUCGGACAAAUUGUCCUCAUUGCUCUGUUGUACGUGAGUUUCUGGAGAAUCCAAGCGAAAAAGAGCGGUGUUUCACCAUUCCCAAAGAUCAGGAUUCCCGUUUUGUUUGGCAUUUCCCACAUCACUACGAUAGGAAUAGAGACGAAAGUGGACAAGAUCUCGCUAUCAAGGUCACCAAAUCUCUAAAGACAUGGGAAGACAAACACAAGGAGUGGAGAAGGAGAGCGGAUAACGCUCAAUCGAAGCUUCAGUCCCUUCCUGAAAUGCCACUACGCGAAUGCCUCGGAAAUACCGAGUAUCAAGACUUGAUGGAGCUCCGGAUCGUCAAACUAUCAGCCGAAGAUGUGAGCCAGGGACCGCCAGACUCCGCCAAAGCAAACCCAGCUCCUGUCACACCGGGAGGCUCUGCUGGUGCUGAGACGAAGGGAAGAAAAAGACGGAGGAUUUGA